CCACUUCCUUCGCCGAAAGCGCCGUUGUAAGUAGCGGCAGGCUGGUGGUGAUACAGCGCGCGGGAGGAGCGAAUCGGUUGGCGGUGGUAGGCACCCGGUCUGUCGCACGAGGAGGAGGGGGAGGUGCGGCGCACGUUUUUUUACCGCUCGACUCGACGGCCCGCGGACCGCCUGAAGCAGCAGCAAGCACCACCACCACCGCCACAACCACCACCACUACCACUACAAGGCGCUGGCUGCCGCUGCUGUUGUGGCUGCAGUUGUUGUGCUUGGGCUGUAUGCAGCGCGAAAGGCCGUGCAGCGUCGGAGAGCGGCGGCGACAUGGAAUUUUACAAGUGCGCUUUGGUUUGGGUGGUGUCGGCAUGGGCGGACUACUCUUGCGGCUGGGGUGGCGGCGCCUGGGUGCAGGCCGACCCGGACACCCGGCCCGCCGUGCGGGAGACGGCGUACGGGAAGGUGCGAGGCGUGGUGCACACCUUGCCCUACCUGCAGGAUCGUCAGGUGGAGCGAUACCUGGGUGUGCCGUUCGCCCGACCGCCCGUGGGAGAUCUUCGGUUUGAGAAGCCACUACCGCCGUUGCCAUGGAAUGGUGUCAAGGAAGUGACGUCACUGCGGAAGGCCUGUCUUCAAACCAGCUGGGAGCUCAGCUACGUCAGGAGCCACUUCCCAGACUUCACCAGGGAGGACAUGGACGAGGACUGCCUGUACCUCAACAUCUAUGUCCCAGUCCAUACGGUGUCCGGAGAAGGUGGACUUCCGGUGCUGGUGCACGUGCACGGCGGCUCCAACGAGGAGGCCAUGGGGGGCAUGCUGCACGCCGAUGUCCUGGCUGCCCUCGGCGACAUCAUCGUCAUCACCUUCAACUACAGACUUGGUGCCUUCGGUUUCCUGAGUGGCGAGAGCAAGGAUUUCCCAGGAAAUUACGGGCUGCAUGACCAGACGAUGGCACUCCACUGGGUGGCGAAAAACAUCCACUGGUUCGGCGGCGACCCCACGAAGGUCACCAUUGAAGGCCACAGCGCAGGCGGAACUGACGUCGGACAGCACGUGUUGUCUCCCCUUUCGAAAGGUUUGUUUCGUUACGCCAUCAUGCAGAGUGGAUCCCCGCUAGCUUACUGGGCGCUCCUCCAUCCGCCGGCCACCACAGUGGAGUCCACAAAAUCCUUCGUCAAGAACCUGGGCUGCACCCGCACCCACGAUAUGGCUUUGGUCAAGGAGUGUCUCAAAAAGAUAGAUGCAUGGUACAUAAACAAUGCCUUUUACAAGCACGCGCCGGGUCUGUACAACUACUCGCCAGUGGUGGACGGUGAGUUCAUCCUGGCGCCACCUGAAGAAGCUCUGAUGAACCUGAGUCUCAACGGACAGGCCUUCAUGACAGGCAUCACACAGGACGAGGGUUCGCUAACUACUGAGGUCGUGCUGAAGUCGGCCGAGAAGGUCAACCAGCAGUUCCGCUUCGACGAAGACUACCCCAAGGACUACACUCCUCCACCCGUGCAGGCCUUCAGUAUGAUCCCUGGCAUCGAACACCUGGUGUUUCACGAGUACAAACCAUGGCAUGACCCUGACAACAAGACGGCCAACCUCGUCGGCUUUUCCCACGUGGUUGGAGAUUCUACCUUCGUUGCACCUGCCAUCAAGUUGGCCCGACUGUUGUCCCGGAGGUCCAAGGCCGUCUUCUUCUACACAUUCAACCACGUGUCGGCUCUCUCCAGUCACCCCCUGUGGAUGGGUGUACCUCACGGCGUGGAUCUGUUCUACCUGUUCGGCUGUCCUCUCAGUGGCCAUCCCAUGCACCAGUAUGACGAGCUGGACAAAAAUGUCAGUCGCACCUUCAUCGACCUGUGGGCCAACUUUGUGAAGCACGGGUACCCCUUCCUGUCAUCGAGGCCCCAGGAACCCUUCCCGGCGUUCGAGGACCGGAACCAGUCCUACUUCAUGGUGGCCAGCACGCAUGCGCAGGCGGAUAUUCGCGUCGGGCGUCGCCUGCGGUCGCGGCAGGUGGCCUUCUGGAACAAUCUGCUGCCUAAGCUGCGCCGACAGGACGCGCCCCCUGGCGGCCUGGCUCCGGGCAACGCCGUGGCCUGGGUGUUCGUGGCGCUGUCCUCCGUUCUCCUCGUCGUCGUCGUCAUCUUGUCGUUGUGCGUGCUGUACUUCAAGAAACUGGCGCGGGACCGGUGCAUCGUGCACGCUAACGACGAAAAAUCGACAUCUUAGUCUAGAAUAUGGCAAAUGAUUUUUGUUUUUGUUGUUGUUUCCUUCUUCCCUUAUUUUAGUUUUAUAAGGGGGAAGGGCGAAGGUUGUCUUGGAUUGGUUAGUUUUUAUUUUUGUUAUUUUUAUUGAAAUUACCUCAGACAUGGCGGCUGUUGAUGAAAUCAGCCAAGCGCGGUUCAUACUGCCGUUUCUUCUGACAGUUGAAAAGGUUUCUUUUUUUUCCAUAUCAGAGUUGUUGCUCAGUGAACAUUGGACUGUGUCAGUCACUGCUUGUGUUGUUUUCACCCUUGUUUAUGUUUACACCACAUAAGGUAGUAAUGAGAUGACUGAUCAACUCUCUCUGUCCCCAAACCUGUACCGUGAUUUGUUUGUGUGCGUACACGAUUCACUCGUUUUCACCUGCACACCUUUUGAAAUCUGUUGCUGCACAUGUAAUGAGUUUAUUAUGCCGACAACCUGUAGGUGUUAGCAUUUCAGCACAAUGGAGAUUACAUCUACUAUUAUACUCACAACAAACAUGCUGACACCAAAUAAGUUUGUGUUUCUGAUAUGAGUAACUGCGCAUUGUCAGGCAUUGAACUAGUUCAGUUUGUUUGUGCUCAGUGCUAUUUACAAAUAGAAUACAAAUACAAAACAUCUUUAUUAAUUCUUUUUAGGAAACUGUUUGUCUACUAUUACUGUAUAUGAAACAUCCGACAUGACAUGAUACCUCAAGCAUGACAUUAAUUAUAAAAACAAAAACAUUAAGACUGGGCGGUCGUUGACCUCAGCCCUCUGUAUAUUCAAAGUGGUUUUGUACAUAUUGCAUUGCCCUGCAUUUUUUCUUUCUUUGUUUAAUGUAAUGUAAAUCCUCCAGACUGUAAGCAGGAUAUCACCGUUACUUAUUGUUUUCUAAUGAUUAUAAUGUAACAAUGUCUGAGAUAAAAUACUAUGGGACUGACUUGGAUAUGCUCAAAUAAAAGAUGCUAUUUACAUAAA
Pomacea canaliculata is the source of this 3192-nucleotide messenger RNA. Its product is annotated as acetylcholinesterase-like. Bases 322 to 2217 code for a protein of 631 amino acids. Lineage: Eukaryota; Metazoa; Mollusca; Gastropoda; Architaenioglossa; Ampullariidae. The transcript has 11 exons. The record is from RefSeq and is a predicted model, not a curated record.